This is a messenger RNA of Scleropages formosus (Asian bonytongue), 4123 nucleotides long. Its product is annotated as NACHT, LRR and PYD domains-containing protein 3-like. The coding region runs from base 168 to 3776 and encodes 1202 amino acids. The record is from RefSeq and is a predicted model, not a curated record. Lineage: Eukaryota; Metazoa; Chordata; Actinopteri; Osteoglossiformes; Osteoglossidae. The transcript has 11 exons. Gene Ontology annotation, molecular function: protein binding.
AUCAUGUUACAGGAUUAUUUUCAUUGAAUAUAUUUUAAUAGAAUGAAUUUGUGAAAUGGAUCUAAUUCCUGUAGGAAAACAGACCUUUGAAAUAUGUCUGACUUAUUCAAUACAACACUAUUUUCAUUAAUUGAACUAUAUUUUAAGAAGAAUUAUGUGUUCUGUUAAUGUACCUUGUUGUGUGUAUUUGCAGACCUGGUUUCCACAGAGACCCUUACCUGCUGUGUCCCAGUCCAGGUCCUGAAAUGGAGAGUUGUGCCUCAGAAAUUAGUCACUCUGGAGAAUGUAAGGAAUGGGAAUCAUCCUCAAAAAUGACUCUGAACAGAGUCCUGGAGGAGAGAAGAGACUCACCUGAACCCAGCUGUAUGUCCAUGAAGAGUGACUGGUCAAUGGAUCAACCUAUUCACUUCCAACAGGGACAGGUUUCUACAGAUGAAAGAAAUCAGCUGAAGAGAUGUGACUCGGCGCAUCAACAGGUGGAUUUAUCAGCAGUUUUCAAGUCUCUUGAGGACAAAGCUGUGAAGUUCCUGAGAGAUGAGUUGAACAAGUUGAAGAGGAAUCUGAGUCAGGAUUACCCAGCAUGCCUUGAGCCCCAGGCUGACAAUGACCUGGACAGUGAAGCUGAGAUCCAGAAGAUGUGUGGCAGAGAGGGGGCUCUGAAGAUUACACUGUACAUCCUGAGGACCAUGAACCAGAAGGACCUCGCAGACACACUGGAGAAGAAUGAAUUUCUGAUGAAAUAUCAACAUAAAUACAGAUGUAACCUGAAGAAGAAAUUCGAGUGUGUGUUUGAAGGGAAAGCAAAGCAAGGAAAUCCAGUCCUGCUCAAUAAGAUUUACACAGAGCUCUACAUCACUAAAGGUGGAACUGGAGGGAUCAAUGAUGAACAUGAAGUGAGACUUAUUGAAACAGCCACCAAGAGUCCAGCAGUACAAGACACUGCGAUCCAAUGCAGUGACAUUUUUGAACCCUUAGCUGGAGAAACGGCACCUAUAAGAACCGUGCUGACAAAGGGGGUUGCAGGCAUCGGAAAAACUGUGUCUGUGCACAAAUUUAUUCUUGACUGGGCAGAAGGAAAAGGAAAUCAAGAUAUUCAUUUCAUAUUUGCUUUUCCUUUCCGGGACCUAAAUCUGAUGAAGGGUCAAGAUUACAGUCUGAUAGAACUCAUUCACCACUUUAUCCCAGAACUGAAAGAGCUUGGAUCAGCUGAGCUUGAAAGGUGUAAAACCUUGUUCAUCUUCGAUGGUCUAGAUGAGAGUCGACUUCCUCUAGAUUUCAAGAACAAUCAGAGCUGGUUUGAUGUAACAAAGACAACAUCUUUGGAUGUGUUGCUGAGCAACCUCAUUAAGGGGAAUCUGCUCCCCUCUGCUCUCAUCUGGGUAACCUCCAGACCAGCAGCAGCAGGUCAGAUCCCUCCUGAAUGUGUCCACCAGGUGACAGAGAUACGAGGGUUCAAUGAUCCUCAGAAGGACGAGUACUUCAGGAAGAGGUUCAGCAAUCAGGACCUGGUCAACAGGAUCAUCACACAUGUGAAGUCAACAAGGAGUCUCUACAUCAUGUGUCAUAUUCCUGUCUUCUGUUGGAUUUCAGCCAUUGUUCUUGAGAAGCUGUUUGGUAAUGAAAACAGUGGAGAAAUCCCCAAGACUCUGACUCAGAUGUACACACACUUCAUCAUCUUUCAGUCAAGUUUAAAGAAUGAGAAGUAUCAGAAGGAACGAGAAAAUGAGCUUUAUAACAUUUUAAAAUCAGACAGAGAAUUCCUUCUAAAACUGGGGGAACUGGCUUUUAGAAACCUUGAGACAGGAAACCUCAUGUUUUAUGAGGAAGAUCUCAAAGAGUGUGGCAUUGAUGUCAGUGAAGCUUCAGUGUACUCUGGAGUGUGCACAGAAAUCUUCAAAGAGGAAUGUGGGUUAUACCAGAGGAAGGUUUACUGCUUUGUGCAUCUGAGUGUUCAGGAGUAUCUUGCUGCUUUGUUUUCAGUAUUAAAAAGAAACAAGAAAUACAGUUUUAUUAAACAGGUUGCAGCUCAUACAGAAAACUGGUCUGACUUUUUGAACAAAUCAGUGGAUCAGGCCUUACAGAGCAAGAAUGGACACUUGGACCUUUACCUCCGCUUCCUUCUUGGCCUUUCAAUGGAUUCCAGUCAGAGUCUGUUAUAUGGGCUACUGACAGAGAGAAGAAUCAGAUCAUUUGAUACUGACAAGACAGUGCAGUACAUCAAGAAGAAGAUCAGAGAAAAUCUGUCUCCAGAGAGAACCAUCAAUCUGUUCCACUGUCUUAAUGAACUCAAUGACAAUUCUUUAGUGGAGGAAGUCCAAGGUUACCUGAGCUCAGGAAAUCUUUCAAACAAACACCUCUCACCUGCACAGUGGUCAGCUCUGGCCUUUGUGUUACUCAUGUCAGACGAGGAACUGGAUGUGUUUGACCUGAAGAAAUACAUCAGAUCAGAGGAAGGUCUUCUGAGGCUGCUGCCAGUAGUCAAGAUCUCCAAAACAGCUCUGCUGAACCAGUGUGGACUAACAGAGAGAUGCUGUGAAGCUCUGGCUUCAGUUCUCACCUCAAACUCCUGUUCACACCUGAGAGAGUUAGACCUGAGUGACAAUGACCUGCAAGAUUCAGGAGUGAAGAUACUCUCUGCUGGACUGGGGAACAAACACUGUAACCUGGACACACUGAGACUGUCUAACUGUGGUAUCAGAGAAAGAGGCUGUGAUUCUCUGGCUUCAGCUCUACGUCCGAACCCCUGUUCACACUUGAGAGAACUGAAUCUGAGCUACAAUCACACAGGAGACUCAGGAGUGAAGCUGCUCUCUGAUCUACUGGAGGAUCUACACUGUAGACUGGAGACACUGCAGCUGAUCCAGUGUGGUCUGACAGAGAGAUGCUGUGAAGCUCUGACCUCUGUUCUCAUCUCAAACUCUUCACACCUGAGAGAGUUAGACCUGAGUGACAAUGACCUGCAGGAUUCAGGAGUGAAGAUACUCUCUGCUGGACUGAGGAACAAACACUGUAAACUGGACACACUGAGACUGUCUGGCUGUUGUGUCACAGAGAGAGGCUGUGCUUCUCUGGCUUCAGCUCUACGUUCGAACCCCUGUUCACACCUGAGAGAACUGGAUCUGAGCUACAAUCACCCAGGAGACUCAGGAGUGAAAUUGCUCUCUGAUCUACUGGAGGAUCCACACUGUAGACUGAAGACAGUGCAUGUGGAUCAUGGUGGACAGUGUAGGAUCAGACCAAGGAAAUACUUCUGCCAGCUCACACUGGACCCCAACACAGCAAACACACACCUGUAUCUGUCUGAGGACAACAGGAAUGUGACAUGGAGUGAAGAGAAACAGAAAUAUCCUUAUCAUCCAGACAGAUUUGACUGUUAUAGACAAGUUUUGUGUGUAGAGAGUGUGUCUGGUCGCUGUUACUGGGAGGUUCAGUGGACUGGAAUUAGGGCUGAAAUAGGAGUGACUUAUAAAGGAAUCAGGAGGAAAGGAAACAGUGAUGACUGUAUGCUUGGAUAUAAUGACAAGUCCUGGGUUCUGUUCUGCACUGAUACGAGUUACUUUGUGAGACACAAUAAGAAACUCACUGUAAUACCUGCACCCCCCUCCCGCAGAGUAGGAGUGUAUGUGGACUGUGUGUCCGGCGCUCUGUCCUUCUACAGCGUCUCCUUUGGUGAACUGAGCCUCCUGUACAGGUUCACCUCCACAUUCACUGAGCCCCUCUGUCCUGCGUUUAGGGUUUAUAGUUAUUCCUCAGUGUCCCUGUGUGAGACGGAAUAGAUACCAGUGUCCUGGGUCUGUUUUGUUCUUUUACCCCUGUUUUAUUGUUGGUGUGAUUUAUACCGGCUGUUUUUGUAAUCGUAAUCAUGAUGAUGUUAGUUUUGUUUCCGAACUCGCGGUAAUUAACAACUGAAUUCUAGCUGGAGGAAUAGCGAACUGAACCGUGACCCACUGUUGGUGUUUAUUGCUCGUCAAACGCUGCCUGAACUGUACACUUGUUAUUCAUAAUCGUAUAAAAUAAAUGUAAAACAAACUCGGCUUUCGAACUCCACUGUCUCCCACUCAAACACACACCACUUUCAUUAACCAAUAUGGCGGACAGCAGUGGACCGAAUACUGCACUCCCU